This is a messenger RNA of Sceloporus undulatus (fence lizard), 2597 nucleotides long. Its product is annotated as protocadherin beta-16-like. The record is from RefSeq and is a predicted model, not a curated record. Bases 168 to 2597 code for a protein of 809 amino acids. The transcript has a single exon. Gene Ontology annotation, cellular component: plasma membrane. Lineage: Eukaryota; Metazoa; Chordata; Lepidosauria; Squamata; Phrynosomatidae. Gene Ontology annotation, molecular function: calcium ion binding. Gene Ontology annotation, biological process: homophilic cell-cell adhesion.
GCCAGCUUUUGCCUGUGAUAAAAAGAUAACAUUCAGUGGACCACUCCAAUUAUCAGAACAAUAUUAAUUCUUCUGUCAGUUGAUGGAUGACAGUCAAAGGCUCUAUAUUUGGAAAAGAAACUGAAAAGGAAAAAAAAGAGAGAUUGAGAGAGAGAGAGAUCUAAACCAUGAAGGAUUCCUUCAGGAUCAAACAAGGUCUGUAUCUCUUACUUUUGUUCUCUGUGACUGAUAUACUGUGUGUUUCUAUACAUUAUUCUGUGCCUGAAGAAAAGAAAAGUGGGUCUCUGGUGGCUAAUGUAUUGAAGAAUCUAAAAUUGGGAAUUGGGGAGCUUUCUGCUCGCAGAGCCCAGCUAGUAUCCAAAAGCUCUAAACAGUAUUUCCUACUUGAUAACCAUUCUGGGAAUCUCCUCCUAAAUGAGAAAAUAGACAGAGAGGCUUUGUGUGGACAGACUGAACCUUGCUUACUUCUUUCUCAAAUUGUGCUUCAGAAUCCUCUGAAGAUCUAUAAUAUUGAAAUAAAGAUAGAAGAUGUAAAUGACAAUGCUCCUAAAUUCUCAAAAGAUGACUUCCGAUUAGAAAUUCCUGAGAUUGUUCCCCCAAAUACAAGAUUUCCCUUGGAAUCAGCCCAAGAUGAGGACCUGGGAGAAAACAGCAUCCAAAACUACACCCUCAGCCCUAAUGAGCAUUUCUGCCUGAGUGUGGAAAACAAUAUUGAUGGAAACAAGUAUGUGGAGCUUAUCUUGGAAAAACCUCUAGACAGGGAGAAAGAAGCACACUUUGGGUUGACACUUAUGGCUGUGGAUGGAGGGGUACCACAAAGAACAGGCACAAUUCAAAUUAAUAUUAAUAUUCUGGACAAUAAUGACAACUUCCCUCAAUUUAUUCAGUCUGAGUACAAAGUAAAGUUAAAAGAAAAUAGUCCUCGAGAUACUCUUGUCUCCAAAGUGGAAGCCAGAGAUUUGGAUUUUGGUUCAAAUGCUCACAUCACGUACUCUUUCCAUCGAGCACCUGGAAAAAUAUAUAAUUUGUUUCAUUUGAGUGAAAUGACUGGAGAAAUCACUGUUUUGGGUGAAAUUGAUUAUGAAAAAGAAACCAGCUAUGACAUGAUCAUCAAAGCAACUGAUGGAGGAGGCCUUUCUGGGCAUUGCAAAGUCCUGAUAGAGGUUGAGGACAUGAAUGACAAUGCUCCUGAGGUGUCAGUCAUAUCAAACAACAGCCCUUUGCCAGAGGAUUCUCCCCUGGAGACACUUGUUGUCCUCUUCAGUAUCACUGAUAAAGACUCUGGAGAAAAUGGCAAAACUCUCUGUUCUGUGGAUAUGAACCUGCCCUUUGUAUUAAAAAUGACUGGGAACCAUUUUUACCAGCUUGUGAUUCAAAGUCCCCUGGAUAGAGAACGGAUCCCUGAAUAUAAUGUCACCAUCACUGUCAUGGACAGGGGCUCUCCUAGGCUCACUUCAACAAGAAUUAUUCACAUUCAGAUCUCAGAUGUCAAUGACAAUCCCCCAGUAUUUAAAAAGUCAUUGUUUGAAAUGCAGAUACAAGAAAAUAAUAUUCCAGGACUGCUAAUUGGCUCAGUUAGUGCUGUUGAUCUAGAUGUGGAGCAGAAUGCCAAACUAUCCUACUCAGUUUUAUCCGGGGAAGUUGGGGGUGGCCCUGUGGCUUCUUACAUCUCUAUCAACUCUGAAACUGGAAAUAUGUAUGUCCUUCGAUCCCUGGACUAUGAGGAGAUAAAAGAUUUCAAAGCCACUGUGAGAGCAACUGAUAGUGGUAUUCCUUCACUGAGCUCAGAUGUGAUUGUUCAUGUCACAAUCACAGAUGAAAAUGACAACACUCCCUUCUUCUUGUAUCCCCUUCAGAACAGUACAUCACCCUGCAAUGAGCUGCUCCCCAAGAUGGCGGAGGCUGGUUACUUGGUCACCAAAGUGGUGGCUGUGGAUGGAGAUUCUGGUCAAAACUCUUGGCUCUCCUAUGAACUGCUGAAGGCCACAGACCCUGGCCUUUUCUACAUAGGAGCCCAGAAUGGAGAAGUGAAAACCAGGAGACCACUAACCGAACGAGACACAAACAAACAGAAGCUUGUUAUUGCUGUCAAAGACAACGGUGUCCCUCCUCAGACCAGCACUGCAACACUCAGUGUACUACUGGUAGAUGGUUUUUCUGAUCCUUAUCUGAAGGUGGUGGAUGUGCAUCAACAGGAGCAUGAAGAUGAAGGAACUUUGACCAUGUACUUGGUGAUCUGCCUGGCAUCUGUCUCUUUUGUGUUUCUACUUUGUAUCGUUUCCUUUGUUGCUAUCAAAAUGUGCACAAGAGAUCCCAGAGGCAGUUUUAUUGCUGCCCCUCCUCACUUUCCCCCUGCCAGGCCUGAUAUCCCAGAGAACUGUACGGAUUCCCAGAGUGGGUCACUUUCCAGGAAUUAUCAGUAUGAUGUUUGCUUAACCGGUGGAUCCUUAAGCAGUGAGUUCAGAUUUCUCCGACCUCUCAUUCCUGUUUUUUCUGUGGCGGACCCACACAUGCCUGUGAACCACAAGACCUCUUCUGGUUCCCAAGAAGUUCCUGAGUGUUUGGAUGACAAUAAAUCAAGAGAGCAGGUGAAGUAA